AUAACACUAAUGCCUCUAAUGGCAAACUCGAUUCAAAAGAUCAAUUCAGUGAACAAAUAUAGAACAAUAGCAGUGACAGCCACACCCUUCAUCAUCAUCGGCGGUAUUUGCAUCGGUUUUGGAUGGCGAUAUGCAAGUCGUGUAUGGAAUCGGAAACCGAAGCCGAAUAUCUCGAGGUCGAUGUCGUUCGCAGCCCUCCAUGGAGGUCAAUUGGCAUUCGAGAGACUGGUUGAUUAUCACAAUCAUGGGGGCAAGCCAACGAACGUAGAGGCUGAUAUUCAACAGCUGAAGGAUUUACUUGGAGAUGAACACCCUCGCUUCAAAGAACUUCAGCGAGUUCUUGGGAGGCUGGAAAUGAGCAGAAAAGAAGAUGAAGCAAUGGAAGAGCUUAAAAAAGCAUUGGAAAAGGCUCGGAAGGAAGUCAAAUCACAUGAAGCUUAUGAGAUUGAAAUGUUGCUAGCGGAAAUGUACAUCUACAAGGGAGACCUUCAAAAGGCUUUGGACUGCAAAUGCUUAAGAGAAGAUGAGGGGGCUUCUGAUGCACGGCGUCCUCUGUAUAAGGCUAUUAUUUCCUUGAUGAACCAGAAAGAGCAAGAAGCCCGAACCAACUGGAAAGACUUUAAGGAGAUUCAACACAUGACAGUACCACCAAGUUUCUAUGAAGAAGAGUUCACUGAAUUUAAGAAUGCAGUGAAUCUGCUCAAACAAGAUGUUGGUGCAGCAACUCAAGGCAAAAGAAAAUAAUUGU
Hibiscus syriacus is the source of this 748-nucleotide messenger RNA. RefSeq lists its product as uncharacterized. Bases 10 to 744 code for a protein of 244 amino acids. The transcript is spliced from 4 exons. The record is from RefSeq and is a predicted model, not a curated record. Gene Ontology annotation, molecular function: protein binding. NCBI's taxonomy places the organism in Eukaryota, Viridiplantae, Streptophyta, Magnoliopsida, Malvales, Malvaceae.